This is a messenger RNA of Cotesia glomerata, 596 nucleotides long. Its product is annotated as ubiquinol-cytochrome-c reductase complex assembly factor 2. Gene Ontology annotation, cellular component: mitochondrial matrix. The transcript has 3 exons. The coding region runs from base 213 to 596 and encodes 127 amino acids. The record is from RefSeq and is a predicted model, not a curated record. Lineage: Eukaryota; Metazoa; Arthropoda; Insecta; Hymenoptera; Braconidae. Gene Ontology annotation, biological process: mitochondrial respiratory chain complex III assembly.
UAAUUGAAAUAUUAUUAUGAGCUUCAGCAAAUCUCAUUACAAUAAUUUGGUAAAAAGCAUUAAAACCAUGACCGGUGAAUUUUGUGCUUACUUGUAAUUGUAAGCGUAGUGUGUCACUUUAUUCGUAUAGGAUUUAAAAGAUCCUUUCCAAGACAGCGCCUCAUAGUUUCGUUUCCAUAUACCGACAUCACCACAUGUUUUGAUGAAGUAUUAUGGCCGGCACUUAUAAAAAUUAUUUGAAACUACUGGAAGCUUGGCCUGUAGAUAAGUAUAAACCUGGAAGAGAUUUGGGGGAGUACAUUAGAGAUCGAAUAAAAUUAGAAUUUUCUACUAAUAAAGUACGAAGUCAAGCUGAAAAAGAAGAGUGUGAUCGUAACUACGUAAGUCUUAAAAAAAUAUCAUCAAAUCAUUACGCAAAGUUAUAUCCUCGAAAGCUUAAUAGUUCAGGAACUGGUUUAAGUUACGAACAGUGUAGUUGCAUUCUAAGCCCUGAAAUAUUAGAGAAUUACCAGAGACAAAAACGUAAUUUUUUUCAAAGAAUAUUAGACUAUGCUGCAAAACCUGAUGAUAAAAAUGAACCAAAUAAUACUAAAUAA